AUGAGCGGGCAGAGCGCCGUGGCCGCGCUGCUGCAGCAGUGCCAGCGGGCCCUGGACACCGAGCUGCUGCCCCGGGCACCGGGAGAGGCGGAGCAGCGGGAAUACCGGCGGUGCCAAGCUCUGCUUCCUGAGGAGCUGAGGAGCCUGCUGGAGGAGGCAAAGGAAAUGAAGUGGCCCUUUGUGCCGGAGAGAUGGCAGUACAAACAAGAGCUGGGCCCAGAAGACAAAACAAACCUGCAAGAUAUGAUCAGCGCCAGGCUGCCUGACUUGCUGGCUUUUCUGAAGGCCUCCAUCGUGGUCCGGGACAGCAGCACGGCCACGGCCGUGGUGUUCCUGCUGGACCGCUUCCUGUACUGGCUGGACGCCUCCAGCCGGCUGCUGCGGCUGGCCAAGGGGCUGCACCGCCUGCAUCCCGGCGCUCCCAUCAGCCCGCAGCUGCUCAUCCGCCAGGCUCGCCUCGCCGUCAACGCAGGGAAACUUUUAAAAGCUGAAUAUAUCCUGAGCAGCCUGAUUAAUGACAAUGGAGCAACGGGAACGUGGCGAUACGCCGAGGAGAGCGAUCGGGUUCUUGUUCAGGCAGUCUGCCUGCAAAUCAGGGGACAGAUCCUGCAAAAGCUUGGGAUGUGGUAUGAGGCAGCAGAGCUGGUCUGGGCUUCCAUCGUGGGAUACUUCCAACUUCCUCAGCCAGAUAAAAAGGGAAUUGCCACAUCCUUGGGUAUUAUGGCAGACAUCUUUGCUUCCAUGGAUGAGCAGGAUUAUGCACGCUUCAAAACCAAUGCUGACAUUGACCUGAGCCUCCUGCAGGAGUUCAACCACCGCUUGUUAUCGGCGGCCGAGGCCUGCAAGCUGGCAGCUGCCUACAGCCAGUACACCCCCCUGUUUGUCCUCACGGCUGUGAACAUCCGUGGGAUGUGUCUGCUGUCCUACAGCCACUCCAAGGACUGUCCCCCGGAAAAGAGAGAGUUCUACUUGUCUGCAGCCAAAGAAUCCUUCGAGGUGGGGCUGCUCACCAAGGAGGAGCAGAGUGCCAUCACCAGCAGGCAGGAGCUGCACAGUUUCAUCAAAGCCUCCUUCUGCCUGGCCACCGUGCACCGCUGGCUCCACGGGGACAGCCAGGAGCUCCACGGGGUCACCCAGCUGUGCAAGGAAGCCCUGGGCAAGCUGCACUCCUACAGCACUUCCUUCCCAGAGGAGGAAGAGAAGGGGGUGCUUGCCAGAGAGAUCAUGUCUCUGGUUGCAGCUGUGAAGAGGCGCCUGCGGGUGGGAGGCUUCCCCAAUUCCGACGCCAGGUCUUACGUCCCAGACAGUUAUAAAGGCUCGGUACGAAAACCUGUCCUGCAAGGGGAAGCCAGCUUUGAGAAAAUCCUUGCCAAGCAUUCCCAGCACCACCUGUCAGUGUGCCAAGUGUUUGAAAAAACUUGCAGGAUUCAUAAAACCAUGCUGGGAGAGAUCCAGGUGGGAGCUUGUAUCACAACCCUGAGAACAGAGACCAAAACCAUGGACACCUUGUGUACUGCUGAAGACACAGCUCAGCAGAGGAGUGGUGCUGUGAAAAUCCUGGGCUCACCAACAGCAGGAAACAGCUCAGAAGGACUCAGUGGCCAAAGAAAUCAAGACAUUUGCUCUGGUGUGAUGAAAAUUUCCUUUGAAGAAGAGAUGGAGCCAUUAGAAAUGAAACUAAACAGUGAAAAAGAUGUUUUCAGCAGAGGGCAAGACAGGAGCCAAAGCACUACUUCUGAGAACUCUUGGUGCAAGCUGUCCAAAUGCAGUUACUCUUCCAGCUGGGAGGAGCUGAGUUGUAAUAGCAGCAGAGAGUCUCUCAGGGACGGGCAGCAAGGGGAGAAGGGCUCAGUGGAGGAGCAGUGCUGCACCACAGAGCCCAAUGGAAGCAGCCAGGACAUGCCCCUGUGCUCCUUACCUCCCAGAGCCUGGCAUCCUGCUCCUCGGGAGCCCCUCCGUGCCUCUGGGGGGUCUCCUCAGCAUUCCUCAGAGGGGUGUGCCCCUCGAGCAGGGAGGAUGGUGGAGAAGGAGCCUCUCUGCAGAGAAGAGCUGCAGGAGGGAAGGCACCGUGGAAGGAGCUCCUCAAAAGAGAAAUCAAAGGGCUCAAACAAUGAGUUUCCUUCCCUCUCCAUCCUCGACUCUGUUCCUACAAGGCAGGAGAAGUCCUUUUCCUGUGCCGAGCUGAGCUGCAGGACCAAGGACAGCAGCAGGGAGGGAAGCAUCGGUCGCUUUGAGUGGCUCCACUCGGGAGAACCUGCAGACAGCACCGAGGGUCCCUCGUUUGAGGCGCAGCCGCCCCAGGACAGGAGCCCUUCUGCACCAUCAACAAACAUCUGGCUGAAAACAGGCAGUGACUCCUCUGUGCCUGGCUGGGUGAGCACAUCUGCCAUGCUGGGGAACAAAUCUCUGCAGGUGCCUCAGGUUGACACCCAGGCAGAAACAAUGGAUGACACUGAAUUCGAGCUCAUCAGCCUGGGAGACUUGGUAAAGGAUUAUCCUGCAGCACUGGCUCCAAAGCAUGGAGCAACUCCCAGCGUGCCAACAGCUUUGCCCUCCCUGGGAAAGAUACCCACAACCAAGCACUUUGACUGUGCCACUACCGAGGAGGAUGAAGAGAAGUCUCAGGAUGUGCUGGGCAGCAGGGGACAGUCCAGUUCCUCUCUGAGUUCAGGGAUCACAUCAGCACUGAUGGCCACGAGCUGCCCUGCAGGUUCAGUCUCAAGGGGAAGUGCCAUUGCCUUCAUGCCUGGCAGAGUGAAGGAAGAGCUCCUGGAUGCUCGCUUUCUGAGGGAUGAUGAUUACAGGCAGCUCCUGGCAGGGGUGGAGCAUCACUGGCUUGUCCAGAGACUGAUGCCUACUGGGAUCUUUAGGAGCAAAGAGCUUCGCAAAGCAUACUCUGCUCUUCUUCUGAAGUACUCCAAGAAAUCAGGGCUGUGGACAGGCCAGGAGACAGCUGUGUUCAUUGGGGACUACCUGAACGUGGCCAAGGAGGGCAAGCAGAGAAAUGCCUUUUGGAUACACUUCCUGCACCAAGAAGAAAGCCUGGGAAGGUAUGUUGGGAAGGAAUACAAAGAGGAAAAAGGACUCCUCCAUCAUUUCAGUGACGUGGAGCGACAGAUGACAGCCCAGUACUACGUGACAGAGUUCAACAAGAGGCUGUAUGAGCAGAAGGUCCCUACUCAAAUUUUUUACAUCCCCUCUGCAGUCCUCCUGAUUCUGGAAGACAGAAUUAUAAAAGGGUGUGUGAGUGUGGAGCCCUACAUCCUGGGGGAGUUUGUGAAGCUCUCCAACAACACCAAGGUGGUGAAGAAUGAGUACAAAGCCACGGAGUAUGGUCUGGCUUACGGCCACUUCUGCUACGAGUUCUCCAAGGGAACUGACGUGGUCGUUGACCUUCAAGGUUGGGUGACAGGUAACGGGAAAGGCCUCAUCUACCUCACAGACCCCCAGAUUCACUCCCUCAAUAGCAAAGACUCACGCUCCAACUUUGGGAAGAAAGGAAUUUACUACUUUUUUAAUGAUCAACACGUGGAGUGCAACGAGAUCUGUAGCUGCCUGUCCUUGACAAGGCCCUCCAUGGAGCUGCUGGCCUAGACUGGCACAGGUCAGUCCACAGAACAACCCAUGAGCUGGACCCUGUUUUAUCCUACACAUCUUUGGGAGCAGCUCGUCCAACAAGAGAGUGAAAAGCUGCCUUCAUUUUCUAUUCUCCUCUUCCCCUCCAAAGCCCCCAUGUCCCACUGCCCCCAAGCACUGGCAUCCUUUCUUUUGGGAGAUUUCCUUGAUGAGAAAGGGGUCACAGCAUCAAAGUUCUACAAAAAGAUGGGUCCUCAACAGACUUUGCUUUUACAAAACCAUCCCCUUUUGUUUCUGCAGCCAGCAGAGGUUUUUAGGCUU
Messenger RNA from Zonotrichia leucophrys gambelii, 3897 nucleotides. It is a transcript of the gene ALPK1, whose product is annotated as alpha kinase 1. The transcript is spliced from 13 exons. Gene Ontology annotation, cellular component: cilium. NCBI's taxonomy places the organism in Eukaryota, Metazoa, Chordata, Aves, Passeriformes, Passerellidae. Gene Ontology annotation, biological process: protein phosphorylation; cytoplasmic pattern recognition receptor signaling pathway; innate immune response. The record is from RefSeq and is a predicted model, not a curated record. Gene Ontology annotation, molecular function: ATP binding; protein serine/threonine kinase activity; monosaccharide binding. The coding region runs from base 1 to 3594 and encodes 1197 amino acids.